Messenger RNA from Xiphias gladius (swordfish), 2216 nucleotides. It is a transcript of the gene alg10, whose product is annotated as ALG10 alpha-1,2-mannosyltransferase. Gene Ontology annotation, molecular function: dolichyl pyrophosphate Glc2Man9GlcNAc2 alpha-1,2-glucosyltransferase activity. Bases 198 to 1622 code for a protein of 474 amino acids. The transcript has 3 exons. The record is from RefSeq and is a predicted model, not a curated record. Gene Ontology annotation, cellular component: endoplasmic reticulum. NCBI's taxonomy places the organism in Eukaryota, Metazoa, Chordata, Actinopteri, Istiophoriformes, Xiphiidae. Gene Ontology annotation, biological process: dolichol-linked oligosaccharide biosynthetic process; protein N-linked glycosylation.
UCCGCAGCGGACCGCUAGCUGUCAAAAAUUAAAAUUCUUCCUUUUGUAAAUAUAGGACAGACUUCAACCAGUUUCCGCCUGAAUUGAGGCUGUGUAUUGAUUUUAAUAAGAAAAUUUUGUCGUUAUGCGUUUUACAUAACAUUGCAACAGCUAGCUUUGGACUGCAUUUACCUUUACAUUCGGUGUCGUCGUCAGACAUGGAGAAAUUUGAAGGCUACAUCUUCACUGCUCUCUGCAGCACCAACUUUUUGGUAUCCUGCCUGCUGUUCUCCAGAGUCACUCGGGAGCAGAGGGAGCCGUACAUGGACGAGAUUUUCCAUGUCCCACAGGCUCAGAAAUAUUGCUAUGGAAAAUUCAACGAGUGGGACCCAAUGAUCACCACUCUCCCAGGCCUUUACCUCAUCUCUGUGGGGGUCAUCAAGCCGGUGGUGUGGCUCGCUGACCUGACAGGUGAGGUGGUGUGUUCCACGGCCAUGCUACGUUUCAUCAACCUGCUCUUCAACUGCGGCAACCUUUACCUGCUCUAUCUGCUCAUCUGCAAGCUGCACCUCAGGGAGAAGACACGAACAACCCCACGCCGGAUCCUAUCAGCACUGUCUCUGUCCACCUUCCCUGUGCUCUAUUUCUUCAACUUCCUCUACUAUACCGACGCUGGUUCUACUUUCUUCAUCCUCUUCACCUACCUCAUGACACUUUACGGCUGCCACAAGGCCUCAGCACUCCUUGGCGUCUGCUCUGUGCUCUUCCGCCAGACCAACAUCAUCUGGUUGGCCUUCUGUGCAGGCACUGUAGUGGCUGCCAAAAUGGAUGAAUCCUGGAGGGUGGAGCAUACAAAAAAGAGAGAUGAGAAGUCUCCUCCAUCCCAAGUUACUCUGUCUUUCAGCGGAGCUAGGAAAAUAAUGUUUUUCACCGUAGAGUUCCUCACCUCACCCAUUCAUGUGAAGGCAGUGCUGUCGGUGGCUUGGCCUUAUGCAGUGGUCGGCGUUGGUUUCCUGGUGUUCAUGGUUCUGAAUGAUGGGAUAGUGGUGGGUGACAGGACGAGCCACAAGGCUUGCCUCAACUUUCCUCAAUUGUUCUACUUCUUCUCCUUCACCCUCUUCUUCUCCGCCCCUGUCUCACUUUGUUACCACCGCGUCCUCCGCUUCCUGCAGGCUCUGAAAAAACAGCCUUCUCUCUACCUUAUUGUCACCGGUGUCUCCUUGUUCCUAGUGUGGAAGUUCACCUUUGUCCACAAGUACCUGCUGGCAGAUAACCGCCAUUUUCCCUUCUACGUGUGGAAAAAGCUUUUCCAGAGGCACGAGCUGGUGCGCUUCCUUCAUGUCCCAGCAUACGUGUUUGCUGCGUGGAAUUUUCUUGACUCCUUCAAGUCCCGCUCGCUCUUCUGGAGUUUUGCUUUCCUGACAUGCGUCCUGGCUUCCACGGUCCCCCAGGAGCUGCUGGAGUUCAGGUACUUUAUUGUUCCCUACCUGAUGUAUCGCCUGCACAUGCCUCUCCCCUCUUUUCCCAGACUCAUUGUGGAGUUUCUCCUUUACACAGCGGUCAACACUGCCACAAUUUACAUCUUCAUCAAUAAGACUUUCCACUGGCCAGAAAGCACAGCCAGACAGAGGUUCAUGUGGUGAACAAAAGAGGCAAGCAAAGUAGUUUUGCUGGUAUCAGAUAUCAGAAGUUACUGGGCUCAAAUACCGAUUAGAUCAAAGAAUUUUCCCAGUGCUACUUUAUAGAGAAGCACAGCACAUGUGAGAUCUCAAAAUUCAAAGCAAAGCCUCUGUUACAUCUCGGUAACAGACAAAAACAGCUCAUAUAUUAAUUUAAUUUCUGUACAGUGUAACCAACUGGCGUUUGGUAUAAUGUAUAGGGACUUCUAAAGCUUAUACUGAGAACCGAUAUUACUAGCUUUAACAGUGAAAAUUACUGAAAAACCCUGGAACACUGAGUCAUAUGUAAAGGUUAUGAUGUGUUUAGUUUUCGUUGACAAAGGCUACAAACCUUACAGAAGUGCUGUCAAUUCACUGAAUCAGUUCACAAUUACAUGAAAAUGAUCGAGAACAUUCAAAGUUUCGGGCUUAAACAAUACAGUGGUGGUAUCAGUAUUGUAAAAUCAUUGGCACAGGUCUGAAUUUACUGUACAUAAAAGUUGUUUAAACUGUACCUGAACACUUUGUGAUCGAGAGUGGAAAAAAUAAAUAAAUGUAAAUGUCAAUUCUGUAUGCAGC